CGGGGAAGCGUUGAAAAGCGCUCUUCCGAAACGACCGCCGGGUGGCGACCGCGAGCCCAAAAAGCGGGCCUCGAAAGCGAAGAAGAAGAGGACGGAAGGCGACGAAGAAGUCCGAUUAGCAAGCACGCCGCUAAGCGGAAGCGAAUUCGCUGGUAAAAGUCCCCCGUAUUUUUUUUCUCUCUCUCUUUGCUACUUUUGUGCGCCAUCGGACUCGUCCGCGCUCGUCGUCUCGGUAAUCCGAGCGAGAUAGGACAUCGCGAUCGAUCGCCAGCACUUCGCGGCGACUCCCGCUAGCUCGUUUAGCCCCGCUAGCUGCGAACAAAGAGCGGCGGAAAGUCUCGUUUGCUCGCGCGCGACGAUGUGUAAAGUGAAAAUGCUGCGAGCGCUGGUCAACCAGCGGCUGAACGCGGCCGUGGAGGAAAUCUUUGUGGUGUUGGAGAGAACCAUCAGCGAGUACGAGGACGAACUUUCGCGAACCAAAGAGGAGAACCUGCGACAGCGGCAACUUUUGGACGCGCUCAUGGAGGCGAGCGCGGCAGUGGGAGAGACGUUGGCUUCAGACGUCAGUCAAGACGACGACGAUGAUGACGACGACGCAGACGACACCCCGGAGCAGCGGGAGCGGAGUUCCGGGGGGGAGCAGCAGCAGGAGCAGGAGGAGGAGCGGGCGGAACCCCAGCCGAGUUGCACCAAAGAGCGGCGAGCGCGCGGUCGGCCGCGGGACGGCGCCGCCGACGAGCGGGAGGAGGCGGUGCCGCCGCGCGGCAAGCCUCCCCCCGCCGCGGCUCCCGCGCCGGUCAAGGGCGAGCCGCGAGACCGAGCCCGGCGGCCCCUGGGCGCCCACGGGAAAGCGGGCGGCCCUUCGGUCCCUCCGGUGCCGCCGGCCGAAGCGCCCCGGGGCUAUCGGCCGGACCACGGCCGCUUCGACGCCAAGCACUUCAAAUGCUCCCUGUGCGACUCUGCCUUUUUCAAGAUGUCCGAUUUGCAGCGGCACAUGAUGAUCCACUCGGGAGAGAAACCUUUCAGCUGCACGGUGUGCCCCAAGAGGUUCAUCCGCAAGGCGCAUCUGGUCUACCACAUGAGGACGCACACGGGCGAGAAGCCCUUCACGUGCUCCUUCUGCGCCAAGCGCUUCUCGCUCAAAGGCAACCUGAUGCGGCACACCAGGAAGCACACGGGCGAAAAGCCCUUCAAGUGCGGCCAGUGCGACGCCGGCUUCGGCCUGCGCCCCGCCCUCAUCCAGCACCUGCGCACGCACAGCGGCGAGAAACCCUUCAAGUGCUCCUUCUGCGGCGAAGGCUUCGCUCAGCGCGCCCACCUCAUCGGACACACCCGCGUCCACACGGGAGAAAAGCCCUUCUCGCGCCACGCGCGCGCCGAGAAAUUGUCCGGCCACGCGGGGGCCGGCGAAAAGCCCUUCGGCGGCGACUCGGGCGAGGACAAAUUGCCGCACGGGCGUCAACUGGACAAAGGCGAGGGCGGCGGCGCUCGGACGGACUUUGACACCGACUCCGUUGUGGAGCUCGACCCUCCGAUGGACGCGCAGCCGCACCCGCGCCCGCAAGCCGUCCGUCCAGAGGCGCUUCGGGAGUGCAGCUCCGGCGCGGGGAAGCCAGAGCCCCCCUGCGUCAAAGAGGAAGAGGAAGAGGCGGACGUCAGUCAGGGGGGAGGAGAGCAUCUCCAGGGUCUCCCCCAGGACGAGGACGAGGGGGAGGCCCCCGGCCGCCGGCUCCCGGUGAUUCGAGUCGUGGUGAAGGGCGAAGACGAGGACCGCGCGGCUCAGUCGUCUCAGCUUGGGCGCGGGCGAAGCGGGACGGAAGCCGGCGGCCCCUCGGUGCCCCUGUCGGACGGCGACAACCGGACAAACGAGGAAGACCCCAAGCGAGGCCGUCGGAGAGGUCAGAAGCGCGAGCGCCGCUUCAAAUGCUGCGAGUGCGCCAAAGGUUUCGGCACCAAGCGAAACCUGAAAACGCACAUGAUGAUUCACACGGGCGAGAAACCCUUCAUUUGCUCCGUCUGCGGCGCGAGCUUCUCGCUGAAAGGCACCCUGAUGAUCCACAUGAGGACGCACACGGGGGAGAAACCCUUUGCGUGCUCCAUGUGCGGCGAGAAAUUCUCGCAGAAGGUCAACUUGACCAAGCACACCAGGAAGCACACCGGGGAGAAACCUUUCCCCUGCUCCAUCUGCAGCGAGCGCUUCUCCCAGAAGAGCAACUUGAUGAUCCACAUGAGGUGGCACACGGGGGAGAAACCCUUUCACUGCCCGGUUUGCGGCGAACGCUUCUCCCAAAAAGGCAAUCUGAUGAUCCACACCAGGACGCACACGGGAGAAAAGCCCUACCCCUGCUCCGUGUGCGGUCAAACCUUCUCCCGCAAGGACAUUUUGUCCAAACACGCCAGGACGCACACGGGUGAGAAACCUUUCGCUUGCGCCGUCUGCGGCGAAAGCUUUGCGCAGAGCGGCAACUUGAAGACGCACGUGAGGACGCACACGGGGGAAAAACCUUACGGCUGCGGCCGGUGCCCCGUCAGAUUUGCGUACAAGUAUCAGCUCAACAAACACAAGUGUGCCUCGGAUGUCACUGGCGCGCCGUCGUACGCGAGCCCGCAAGAAGAGCUCAGCGACAACAAGUUGCCGUUCUGGGAGAAGGUGCGCCCGCAAACGGAGCAGGAGAAGGGUUUCUCCACGGCGUGCGUGCUCUUGUGCGUGGCCAGGCUGCCCUUUUGGGAGAAUCGCUUGCCGCAGAUGGAGCAGGGGAAGGGUUUCUCUCCGCUGUGCGUCCUCAUGUGUCGCAACAAAUGUCCCUUCUGGGAGAAUUUUUGCGCGCAGACGGAGCAGGGGAAGGGCUUUUCGCCCGUGUGCGUCCGCAUGUGUCUCAAAAGCGCCGAACGCAGGCUGAAGCUGGUCUCGCAGGCGGCGCAGGAAAAGCUUUUCUCGCCGGUGUGGGUGUGCGCGUGCGUGGCCAAGUUGCCUUUGCGGGAGAAGCUUUCGCCGCAAACUGAGCAAGUGAAGGGUUUCUCUCCCGUGUGCGUGCUGGCGUGUCUCAUCAGGUUGCCCUUUUCGGAGAAUCUUUUGCCGCACAUCAUCCAAGAUGGCGGCCAGCGAGCAUGCGCAGUGUUGAUUUGCAACCGUAAAAAACGUCGAUGCUCUUCGAUUCGGGAGCCGUUUUGCGUCGACGUGUUCAUUUCGUUCCCACUUUUGCUGCUACGUUUCGGUUUUGUCGAGUGGUCGCCGUUGACGCGGCCAAAAACAAAUCGGCUUGCUCGGCUUGUUAGUCGCCGUUGCCAACGAAGGGGCGGAAGCGGCGAAGCGUUGCGUCUCGGGCUGGCCGCAAGCGCUUUUCUUGGAAGGGAACGGAGAACGAAGGGCGGAACCACGGAGGAAAAGCCGACCCCCAUGGAUGCGCCCGCGGCAGGUUUCCCGCAGCUGGAAGGUGUCCCCCGCCAUCAGGGGGAGGAAGAGGAGCAGCCGUCGCCCCGCCGCUUUAAAGAGGAAGAGGAAGAAGCGGACGUGAGCGGGCCGGGGGGGCGGCGGCGGCCACAAGGCGAGGAGGCGGACACGUGCGACUUUCCGGUGAUUCGGGUGGUCGUGAAAAGCGACGACGAUGACGAAGAUUCGCCGGCGCCGGCGGAAAGCUCGUCGGCGAACGGGCCGGACGACUCAAAGCGGCGUCCCCGCCGCGCCAAAAGUUUGGCCUCCGAGUCGGCCGCGAAGGCUCACGCGGGAGAAAAAGCCUUCGUCUGCUCGUUGUGCGGGAAAAGCUUCAGCCAGAAGGGCACGCUGACCAUCCACAUGAGGAAGCACAGCGGCGAGAAGCCUUACCCGUGCCCGGCGUGCCACAUGGCCUUCCGAGAUCGCUCCACAUUGCUCAAGCACACGCAAACCCACACGGGGGAGAAGUCGUUCGCCUGCGCCGUGUGCGCUCAGAGCUUCGCCCGGAAGAGCAACCUGAAGGAACACGCCAAGACGCACAGCGGCGAGAAGCCUUUCGCCUGCGCCGUCUGCGCCAAAGGCUUUGCCAAAAAGAUCAACUUGAAGGCUCACAUGCGAAUCCACAGCGGCGAAAAGCCCUUCUCGUGCUCGCUGUGCGGCGCCGCCUUCCGCUUCCGCUCCUCCUUGAUCCCGCACAUGCGGACGCACACGGGCCAGAACUUCACCUGCUCCUUCUGCGGGAAGAUCUUCUCGCGGACGAUGAGCCUGCUGGAGCACACCCGCAUCCACACGGGCGAGAAGCCCUUCUCGUGCUCCGUGUGCAACCGGACCUUCCGGCUGCAGUCCACCGUCGCCAACCACAUGAAAACGCACAGCGCCGCCAAAGCCUUCGCUUGCCCCGUGUGCCACUCGCGUUUCACGCUGCAGGCCACCAUGGCCCGGCACAUGAGGACGCACACGGGCGAGAAGCCCUUCCCAUGUCACGCCUGCGCCCGCCACUUUGCUUACAAGUAUCAGCUGGACAAGCACCGGUGCGCCGGCCACACGAGUUGACCCAAAACGUCGGACAGCCGCAAUGACGGUGGCAAAAUAAGGAGAAAACGCAUCACGUGCGACAUUUUUACUUCUUCAAAACUCAUUUCGGUUGAAAGGUGAAACCAC
Messenger RNA from Hippocampus zosterae (dwarf seahorse), 4594 nucleotides. RefSeq names its product zinc finger protein Xfin-like. The record is from RefSeq and is a predicted model, not a curated record. Lineage: Eukaryota; Metazoa; Chordata; Actinopteri; Syngnathiformes; Syngnathidae. The transcript has 9 exons. Bases 359 to 4486 code for a protein of 1375 amino acids. Gene Ontology annotation, molecular function: RNA polymerase II cis-regulatory region sequence-specific DNA binding; DNA-binding transcription factor activity. Gene Ontology annotation, biological process: regulation of transcription by RNA polymerase II.